Molecule: messenger RNA, 592 nt
Organism: Zerene cesonia (dogface butterfly)
Lineage: Eukaryota; Metazoa; Arthropoda; Insecta; Lepidoptera; Pieridae
Gene: LSm7
Product: U6 snRNA-associated Sm-like protein LSm7
Exons: 3
Coding region: 182-535 (117 amino acids)
Biological process (GO): mRNA splicing, via spliceosome; nuclear-transcribed mRNA catabolic process
Cellular component (GO): U2-type prespliceosome; catalytic step 2 spliceosome; Lsm1-7-Pat1 complex
Molecular function (GO): RNA binding
Source: RefSeq, a predicted model, not a curated record
UUAUUCUGUGGUGGUCAAUUAAAUAUUGUCAACAUCAAUAAUAACCUCAAAAUAAGCUAAAGUUUUGACUUUGUUUGAUUAAUUCUAUAUUUAUUAAAGAUUUUACAUUAUCAGCACUUUUUUAAGUCGACCCUUGGCUUAAUUACUUAUUUUUAGUAAUCAGCUGGAAUAAAAUUUUGAAAUGGCCUCUAAAGAAAGCGGAGAAAAGACGAAGAGCGCACAAGGAGCGGGCGAUAAUAAAGAGAAACGUAGAAAAGAGUCCAUUCUCGACUUAAGUAAAUACUUAGAAAAAAGUAUCAGAGUUAAAUUUGCCGGUGGUCGGGAAGCAGCAGGCAUAUUGAAGGGUUACGAUCCUUUAUUAAAUUUAGUUUUGGACAACACAACAGAAUAUUUAAGAGAUCCCGAUGAUCCAUAUAAAUUACUUGACGAUACAAGAGCUUUGGGCCUUGUUGUGUGCCGAGGUACAUCUAUAGUGCUUAUCUGUCCCAUGGAUGGCAUGGAGGCAAUACCUAAUCCAUUCAUUGCACAGGAGUAAUACUAUGUCUUAAGUUAAGUAUAAUAUAAGGCUAAGUCAAUAAAUAUGUUUUUACAA